Messenger RNA from Cydia fagiglandana, 1361 nucleotides. RefSeq names its product ets DNA-binding protein pokkuri (gene edl). The record is from RefSeq and is a predicted model, not a curated record. The transcript has 3 exons. Bases 30 to 350 code for a protein of 106 amino acids. NCBI's taxonomy places the organism in Eukaryota, Metazoa, Arthropoda, Insecta, Lepidoptera, Tortricidae. Gene Ontology annotation, molecular function: sequence-specific DNA binding.
UGUUCCAGAGCUGCGCACCGACCGCCAUCAUGCCCUCGCAAGCGCGCUGCGACCGCGUCCCCCCCACCGACGGCACCCCCUGGGGCGCCCUCGACCUCACCCUCCAGGAUGACGACUUGCCUAUCGACCCUCGUCGCUGGAACCGUCAGCAGGUGGGCUCGUGGGUGUCGCGCCGCGGCGGCCGCGCGGAGCGCUUCCCCAUGAACGGCAAGGCGCUGUGCCUCAUGACCCGAGACAUGUUCGUGGCCAGGGUACCUGGGAAGGGACACGAGUUAUACCAGGACUUCAGAAGAAGGCUCGCUAAGGCUUUAGCGCUACAGGAAUUGCUCGAAAAAAUGGUGCCGAAGUGAACAACUUCCAAUGUAUUUGAGAACAACAUUUUAUGGUUAAAAAACUUUACUUACCAAGCUAGCGGUAAAAACGUUUGGUCGAAAUAAGUCCACUAAGAAAGAGAAGUCCGUUAGUUUGUAAUAUAUAUACUUUAUCUAUGUACAUAUCGCGAUUGAACGCUAAUUCGUCAUUAAGGGUCAAACAGAAAACUGUGUUGCGUUUUGCGUCUUUACAUUUUUCUCUCCUGUGGGCAAUCGUUAACAGCUUGUGGGCAUGUAACUCAUGUAAGUAAUGAUUUUAUCAUAGUUCUCUAAAUAAAAGGAAGACCCUUUCACGUGGAUAAGGGUUAAAUAAGAAAAAUAACCUUUAUAGCCCUUAACUCUUGUGUAUGUCUACAGGAAAGAUGUAACACAGUUUUCUGUUUGACCCUUAAAUGUUCUAUGACACGAUUUUUGCUAUGACAUUAUUUUAGCACUAUUCUAAUGUUUUUCACCAGAGGGUAUAGUAGAAAAGUUGUAAAACCAACAAAGAAAAUAAUCCUUCAAAUGUGACUGCUGAAGAAGAUGGCGCUGUAAUUCAAAGCAUAAAAACCCAGUUGCCUAUCGCAUAAAGUACGGGUUAUGACCCUUUUUUUAAGCGCCAUCUACUUGAGUUGUUAUUUCUGGCAUGAAAUGUUCUUGAGUUUACACUUUCCAACUAGGUAUAUCUAAAUUUUUACUACAUAAGUAUAGUUUUCUUUUUGUUUUUUAUAUUGUGUGUGAUUUUGCAUUGUUGUCGACAUCAUACCUAAGUUUCUGAACCCCUAGAGUAAAUUUCAUUCGAUAGUGACGUGACGUAGGUACGCGUGUGCGUUAUCUUUAUUUUUGUAUGGAAAUUUGAAAGGCGCGCCAAGCGGGACGUUUUGGUAACUCAAAAUCGCACACAAAAUGAGACUAUACCGGAUGUGGCCUGUAACAGGAGCAAAAAAUUAAACUGUAGGCUGUACUCCUCAUAGUAACCAACAUUUGUUCAGAGACUUUUCAAAAUAACUU